Molecule: messenger RNA, 1193 nt
Organism: Dreissena polymorpha
Lineage: Eukaryota; Metazoa; Mollusca; Bivalvia; Myida; Dreissenidae
Exons: 3
Coding region: 69-1073 (334 amino acids)
Source: RefSeq, a predicted model, not a curated record
CAGAAAGGGAGCCAGGUUCAUUUUAAAGUAUUCUUGUAUUGGUGUGUGUAUGUUCAUUAAUAUUCGUCAUGAUCUUUCUGUGUGGUAUCAUCAUCGUUGUUCUGGUGAUUUUGAACUAUUCAUGUGCAGUCGUGUAUAGCGACGCGCAAGAAGCAAAAUCGAUACUGCUGUCAGUGCUAGGAUCACUUAAAGACACUCGAAAUGAGGACGGUCGCUAUGGCAGUAAAACAGGGUGGGUCAAGUAUCGCGGGGAUCAAACCGGACGUAGAGACGGGGGAGGCGUUGUCGACGACGUCGGCGAUGACGCGGACCUCGACAAGGCGAUAAGCGUCCUUACAAAGGCUGUUGGUGACAUUGACCGUGGGAAGGCGUCAGUGCGUCUGAAUAACAAACCGGAAGUCACUAGCAGCUUGACGCAACUCACGAACAACCAAGAGAUGCCCGCGAACGUUGCUGCUAUCAUAGACUCGGCUUUAGGCAACUCGAAGGUUAAAUUUCCCGACAGCGUUGCAGACCUUAUCAAGUCGGCAUCCAGUACGACUGCUUCGUACACCAACCAAGACGAUCGGAGCGAUGUUGCGCGCGCCUACAAUUCAGCAACCGGCAAAACGAACCAAGAGUUUCCGGCGAAUUUCGCAGAUUUCUUUAAGUCAUUCCCGAGCUCUAACGUCAAUUCCUACAAUGACUUCAAAUCAUACACAGACGCCAAAGUCACGUCAAACACUGACGACGGAUCGAACAUUGACGUCGCAAAAAUAAUACAAGACGCAUUCACAAACGCUGGAUAUAGCAAACAUGGCAAAUGGCAACAGUUGUCGAACGGAAACUACUUCAAAGCAGAUACCCCGACGGUUCAAAACUAUAAUGACUUUAAAGUUUAUUCCAGCAUUUCAAACCCAGACGGAUCCAAUAUUGACGUCAAUAAUAUUCUUAAAAACGCGCUAGGAAACGCCGGAAACUCAGUAAAUGCACACAACUGGCAAACGUCGUUCAAGGCAGAUACGCCAUCGGUUCAAAAUUAUCGUGACAGCAAUGCAAACUCUGGCUCUGGCGGAUAUUCCUAUUAUAUUUAAAUUGUUUUGUAUUUUAUUUGGAUUCCCACUGAUUAAUUAAUUGCUAAUAAAUGUCAAGUAAACUUGAGCUUUACAUAUAACAUUUCGAACUGCCAAUAACUCCUAUUUACAGACGAAAAC